This is a messenger RNA of Maudiozyma saulgeensis, 1434 nucleotides long. The record is from the annotation of a GenBank genome assembly. Lineage: Eukaryota; Fungi; Ascomycota; Saccharomycetes; Saccharomycetales; Saccharomycetaceae.
AUGAUAAGAGUGCAAAGUAGUAGAACUGUAGUAAGGAGAUUGUUACAAAGACGAUACCAAAGCAAAUCUUCGUUUGGGAUAGCACUGGCGACGGCGAGUAGAUUAGUGACUCCGAAAUGGAUGUUAAAUAACCCUGUGUCCUUAGUCUCAACUGAGAUGAAUACAUUAGCCAAAAAUAUUAUGGGUCUAAUUGGAUCAGGUCACCCGACAUUGAACCGUGUAACAAGCUACUAUUUUGAGGCUGAAGGGAAGAAAGUACGUCCUAUGCUUGUACUGUUAUUAUCGAGAGCCUUGUCGGCUAUUCCUGUUGAGAAACGAAACAAUAUCAAGAUUGAUUUUACAGAUUUUGAAACAGCCCCAGUUGGUAAAGAUCCAUUACAGAAAUUCUUAUCAUCGAAACCGGUGGAGAAUUUUUCACCUUUACAAAUUAUUCAUGGUAUACAAUCGAUGAAUCCCUUGACAAAAGAAGCUUCACCGAUCCCUGAGAAACAAUUUGAUGAUGAACGAGGGAUUCUCCCAAAACAACGUCGUUUAGCAGAGAUUGUAGAGAUGAUACAUACAGCAUCGCUACUUCAUGAUGAUGUUAUUGAUCAUGCAGAUACAAGACGAGGUAGACCAAGUGGAAAUGUUGUGUUUACAAAUAAGAUGGCAGUUCUUGCUGGUGAUUUUCUUUUAGGUCGUGCCACCGUAUCCAUAUCAAGAUUAAAAAAUCCAGAGGUUGUUGAAUUAAUGAGUAGUAGUAUAGCAAAUUUAGUUGAGGGUGAAUUUAUGCAAUUACAUAAUGUGGCUAUGGAUUCGGGGAAUAAUGAUUUAUUGACGGAAGUUACACCUGUAGGAAAACUAAACCUGAGGACUCAUGAUUAUAAAGUUCCUGUAUUACCACCACAAUCAACAUUAGCCUCGGAGACACUUACUCGCGAACAACAACAAGAAAUUAUCAAUAAUGCAUUCCGUUACUAUUUACAUAAAUCAUACCUUAAGACAGCAUCAUUGAUCUCUAAAUCGUGUCGUGCUACUGCUAUUCUAUCAGGUGCACAACCUAAUGUUAUUGAAUCAUGUUACAAUUUUGGUAAGAAUCUUGGACUAUGUUUUCAACUUGUAGAUGAUAUGUUAGAUUUUACUAUAUCGGCCAAAGAAUUAGGAAAACCUGCAGGAGCUGAUUUAAAAUUAGGGAUUUCAACUGCACCUGUCCUGUAUGCUUGGAUGGAAGAUCCAAGUUUAGGACCAUUAAUUCAACGUCAUUUUAAUCAACAGGGCGAUAUACAACAAGUAUUAAAAUCCGUAGAAUUACAUAACGGUGUUGAUAAGACUAAGAAACUAGCAGAAAACUACAGAGAUAUGGCUUUAAAAUGUCUACGCGAUGUCCUUCCAGAGUCAGAUUCUCGUUCUGCAUUAGAAUUCCUUACAAACAGCAUUCUUACCAGGAGGAAGUAA